AUGAUCAAGGACCAAUUGCCGGACCUACGGCUCAGUCCUCUCGGCGUCGUACCACAAAGAGAGAGACGUCCUCGCACGAUAUGCGACUACACGUUCUUUGGAGUCAACGAGGAGACUGAGGAGACAGCACCGAUGGAAGCCAUGCAAUUCGGAAAGGCUCUCCACCGGAUAAUGACCAAGGUCCACCAGGCGAAUCCAGCACACGGUCCUGUCUACAUGUCGAAGGUAGACAUAGCCGAUGGCUUCUAUCGAGUUUGGAUACAAGCCAACGACAUCCCAAAGCUGGGAAUGCUGUUUCCAGCCAGAGAUGGAGAAGAGCUGAUGAUCGCCUUCCCACUAGUCCUGCCCAUGGGGUGGAAGGAAUCACCACCAAACUUCAGCGCUGCAACCGAGACAGUAGCCGACAUGGCCAACGCCAACAUAGCCGACAACACACACCAACCGGAACCACACCGACUGGAAACCGUGUCCGAAACGCCACCAGAACACGACGUCCAGUCGCCACACGACGAAAAAGAAAACACGACCAAUGCCCAACAACAGUGCAGCCCAACAACGGCACUCCCUCAGCCGACUACAGCGGCAUACACGGCAUCACGACCGGCUGCUGGAAAUCCUGGACGGCAUCCAGCCUACGCAAAGACCGAUAGCAACGCGACAAUGGCAUAA
This is a messenger RNA of Seminavis robusta, 669 nucleotides long. The record is from the annotation of a GenBank genome assembly. NCBI's taxonomy places the organism in Eukaryota, Bacillariophyta, Bacillariophyceae, Naviculales, Naviculaceae.